This is a messenger RNA of Lolium rigidum, 1698 nucleotides long. RefSeq names its product peroxisome biogenesis protein 3-1-like. The coding region runs from base 158 to 1309 and encodes 383 amino acids. Gene Ontology annotation, biological process: protein import into peroxisome membrane. Lineage: Eukaryota; Viridiplantae; Streptophyta; Magnoliopsida; Poales; Poaceae. Gene Ontology annotation, molecular function: protein-macromolecule adaptor activity. Gene Ontology annotation, cellular component: peroxisomal membrane. The transcript is spliced from 7 exons. The record is from RefSeq and is a predicted model, not a curated record.
CCCUGUCCGGUGACGUCAUCGAUCGGAGCCGGACGACCCCCGUCUCCGCCCAGAUCCCCUCCCACCCCGCCGGAAUUCCUCCUCCGGCCAUCCUCGUCUUCCUCCUCGCCCGCACCUCCACCGGACUUCUCCUCCGACGAUCCAGCUUCCCGCGGCCAUGCUCCAGCUAAGCUCCGCCCCCGGCAAGGGGUUCUGGGCGCGGCACCGGUGGAAGAUGCUGCUCUCGCUCGGCGUCGCCGGCGCCGGCUACGCGGCCUACCGCUUCUACGACGCGCACCAGAAGCAGCUCGUACGCGUCGAGCAGCGCCAGCUCGAGGAGCAAGCCGCCGACGAGCUCGUCAAGAACCAGUUGCAAGCCCACUUCGAGAACGUGCAGAGGAUCUCGGACACGACCACGCUGCCUUUCGCCAUGCACUACCUCCGUUCGCGGAUAAUCGAGGAGCUGGACAUCUCGCACUUGACCGAGAGGCUGCUGCAAGGGAAGGGGGGAGAUUCCGCCGCGCUGACGCCCAAGGAGAAGCUCGACACCUGGGACAGGAUUAAAAUUCUGAGUUUCACAAGGACAGUGUCUUCAUUGUGGGCGAUGACAUUGCUGAGCUUAUAUGUUAGAGUCCAGGUUACCAUAUUAGGCAGACAUCUCUAUUUGGACUUUGCUCGCGGUACAGAUGGCGCACAGUUACAGGCUGAAUCUGACACUUUUAGCAGAAACGGGCAUAAAGACUUCCUUGCAACUGCUGACUACCUCGCAACAUAUGGUAUCACUGCAUUGAUCAUGCAAAUGCAACAUGCUGCAACUGAAAUCUUGAAAGAGAAGCAAUUGAAAGACCCCAUGACCAUGGACCAAGUAUUACAAACGAUGUUAGAGAUAUCGGACCAGUUCAUGAGUCUUUGUGACGAUAACUCAUGGAUAAACUACCUUGUACCUGAGAAUGCCAAUCGUUAUGCACAGUUGAUGGCUGUGGCCAGUAGCGGCUUUGAUGACUCAUCUCUUGUAAUGGAUGUUAGAAAGCUUGAUCAGCUAAUGACUGAGACACGCAUAGUGUUGGCAAGCGAUGAUUUCAGAAAUAUCAUGCACAUGUCACUGAGGAAGGUAGCUGAUCUGGUGAUUGAGGACUUGGGUACACAGGUUGGAGCCACGAUUCCCCCAUCAGGACUUCCCUUGGCGAAGCUCUUGGCCCGAGUAGCUCAACUGAGUUCAGCAUUGCUCGAGGAACCAAGCAAGAACAAGCACAUCCAGACCAUCCGGAGUAUGCCGGAGGUGGACCUUUUCUACACAUUCCUCUACGCCAACAUGCCACCACAAACAUGAUUGUACAUCCAUGUGCAAAGGAUUAUACGUUUCUUCUGAUUUUUUUGUCCCUCCAAUGGAUCUGGUGGUAGUUUAUGUAUGGAAAGCUGAGCAGCCUGGAUUUCUUGAAACCCGGAACAGGGUGGGGAGAGGAGGCUGGCUUUAUGCGAUGUAUAUGCUGAAGAUGUGCUGUUGUUACUAACAGGGUUGAACUGGAUGCGGUUCUUACCCUCUUUUUUUUCCUUCACUUUGUACUUGCCUUUUGCGGUUCUAGUUAGAUUUUGAUGGCUGUUCCUGCCGCCUCUUUCAUAUAUUAUUUUGGUACCAUGCAACGGAAGUUGUACCUGGUAAAUUUCCAACUCUACAAAAAUUGUUCAUGUGAUGUGUUAUCUGGGUAUGCUGUUCUGUCA